AAUUUAACCUGGAAACGGUCUAGAACGUUACCAAACGGCCUGUUUUGCGAGUGUUGGUAGGAUCGGUUUGUUUUGGUAGUGUGAAGUAUUUAUUUAGUACUGAAUUAAAGCAGUGGAUUAUUCGGAAUUUGAAGUUAACGAUGGCGCAGUACAAAGGUGCCGCCAGCGAGGCUGGAAGAGCCAUGCAGCUGAUGAAAAAACGCGAACGAGAGCGAGAACAUUUGGAGCAGCUAAAACUAAAAAUAGCCGAGGACAACAUGGUGAAGUCUAACAUUGAUAAGAAGUUCUCUGCUCAUUAUGAUGCUGUUGAGCAAGAGUUGAAAUCAAGCACAGUGGGUCUUGUGACUCUGAAUGACAUGAAGGCAAAGCAGGAAGCCUUGGUAAAAGAACGGGAGAAGCAGUUGGCCAAGAAGGAGCAGUCUAAGGAGCUUCAGCUAAAAUUGGAGAAGCAGAAGGAGAAAAGGCGAAAGGAGGAAGAAAAAAGAAAAAUUGCCAGUUUAUCAUUUAAUCCAGAUGACGAUGAAGAAAAGAGUGAAGAGGAGGAAGACGACUGCACCCAAAUGAAAAAAAAGAAGCUGGGAAAGAACCCAGAUGUUGACACCAGCUUUCUACCUGAUAGGGAAAGAGAGGAGGAGGAAAAUCGUCUGAGAGAGGAGCUAAGGCAAGAAUGGGAGCAAAAGCAGGAGAAAAUCAAGGGUGAAGAAAUUGAAAUAACAUUCAGUUACUGGGAUGGUUCCGGACACAGGAAAACAGUCAAGAUGAAGAAAGGCAACACUAUUCAGCAGUUUCUCCAGAGAGCCCUUGAGGUUCUUAGAAAAGAUUUUAGCGAGUUGAGGUCUGCUGGAGUAGAGCAGCUGAUGUACAUUAAGGAGGAUUUAAUCAUCCCACAUCACCACAGCUUCUAUGAUUUUAUUGUGACAAAGGCCAGAGGCAAAAGUGGACCACUCUUCAGUUUUGAUGUUCAUGAUGAUAUCCGAUUAGUUAAUGAUGCCACUGUUGAGAAGGAUGAGUCUCAUGCAGGUAAAGUUGUUCUUAGGAGCUGGUAUGAAAAAAACAAACACAUCUUCCCCGCCAGCCGCUGGGAGCCUUACGACCCUGAAAAGAAAUGGGACAAAUACACGAUUCGUUGAUGCGGCUCUUUCCUGUUCCAGUUUGACUUUAUUUUUAAUGUGUUUAUAGCUACAUUUGAUUGUUGCAAACUUUUGUAGACCUUUCAUCUGGGAUCAUAUACAACAUUACUCCUAAUAAAAUGAAUAUAUUCAUUA
Molecule: messenger RNA, 1265 nt
Organism: Trichomycterus rosablanca
Lineage: Eukaryota; Metazoa; Chordata; Actinopteri; Siluriformes; Trichomycteridae
Gene: fam50a
Product: family with sequence similarity 50 member A
Exons: 13
Coding region: 141-1130 (329 amino acids)
Biological process (GO): chromatin organization
Cellular component (GO): nucleus
Source: RefSeq, a predicted model, not a curated record